This is a messenger RNA of Hipposideros armiger (great roundleaf bat), 2410 nucleotides long. RefSeq names its product guided entry of tail-anchored proteins factor 1 (gene GET1). The transcript has 5 exons. Gene Ontology annotation, molecular function: protein-membrane adaptor activity. The coding region runs from base 63 to 587 and encodes 174 amino acids. NCBI's taxonomy places the organism in Eukaryota, Metazoa, Chordata, Mammalia, Chiroptera, Hipposideridae. Gene Ontology annotation, biological process: tail-anchored membrane protein insertion into ER membrane. The record is from RefSeq and is a predicted model, not a curated record. Gene Ontology annotation, cellular component: GET complex.
CGCACGCCGGCGCGGUCCCUCUGGAGCUGCCGUAGAGGAGCGCGCUGCCGGGAGCGUCAGGGAUGAGCGCGGCGGAGGCCGACCGCUGGGCGUGGCUGCUGGUGCUCUGCUUUGUAUUUGGGUGCAAUGUCCUCAGGAUCCUUCUCCCGUCCUUCUCCUCCUUCAUGUCCAGGAUGCUGCAGAAGGAUGCAGAGCAAGAGUCUCAGAUGAGAGCCGAGAUUCAGGAUAUGAAGCAAGAGCUGUCCACUGUCAACAUGAUGGACGAGUUUGCCAGAUAUGCCAGGCUGGAGAGAAAGAUCAACAAGAUGACGGAUAAGCUCAAAACUCAUGUGAAAGCGCGGACAGCUCAGUUGGCCAAGAUAAAAUGGGUUAUAAGUGUUGCCUUCUACAUAUUGCAAGCUGCCCUGAUGGUCUCGCUCAUUUGGAAGUACUAUUCUGUCCCCGUGGCUGUGGUGCCAAGUAAAUGGAUAACUCCGCUAGACCGCCUGGUAGCGUUUCCUACUAGAGUAGCAGGUGGUGUUGGAAUUACCUGUUGGAUUUUAGUCUGUAACAAAGUUGUGGCUAUUGUGCUUCACCCUUUCAGCUGAAAAAGAAGAUGAAUACAGCCAUGACCCUUUUAAAAAUGGAUUUCACUUCGGUUACAAACCUGAUUUAUAUUCUUACUUUUUUUUUUUUUUUUUUAAGAAACAGUGCACAGGUUAGUUUUUUGUUGAACCUGUUUGUUUUUGGACUCUAUGUGAGAUUCUUAUAAGAAUUACGGUUUGUACUCUUGUUAUUGAGCCAGAAAGGUCAGUCUGUCACGCCUGCGUACCCGCCAGCAUAGCAGCAGAUUUGGGAUGAGAAAUGUGUGACAUUAUGGGCAUCUCCAUGUUGUUACUCGUGAUUUGUACUUGUGGCGUCUUAUAAAGGUCACAAUGCCAGUUGGAAAGUCACUUUUCUAAUAACGUAAGUACAUUAGAAACUUUAUACUGUUUUUAAUACAGAUUAGACAGCAACUUAAUCUCACUACUGGGAUUUGAAAAUUUGUUUUUUAAUCUCAUGCAGUAUUACUAGAAGAAUAACACUAGCUGACAUUGCCUGUGCUUUUUUCUUCUGUUUAAAAUGUCAUUUGUUGGGCGAGCCUUUGUGUAGUGUUAUCUACUUAUAUGAAGCUGUUGAUCUUUCAUUACUGUGUUUUGUAAAUGUAUUCAUGAGACCACAAUGCAUUGUUUUGUGCUUGAAUUGUGUGUUUUGUAUUUAAAGCAUUUCAAAUGAAGUAUAUUUUAUAAGCAUUUAAUAUUUAUGCUCCAUUGAAUGGGACAAAGUUAAAAAACAAACUAGGAAGCCUGAUUAAAUUAAUUUAAAUGAAUACAUGUUUGGCCCAUAAAGUAUAAUUCUGCUAUUUUUUAAAACAACUGUUUCUAGUUAAAAUCUUUGCAAGUGCUUGUGUGACUUCCUUCCUUACAGCCACUUAUUUGCUGUGACCAGUCUGUAACUGUGACAAAUGGCAGAGGGCUUUAGCCGUUAACUGAGUGGGCCACACUUAGCUGUAAAGCCGAAUUCCACGACCAGUGUUUAAAAGAUCCUGGUUGUGUUCUUGUGUUCCCUAAUGAUCUAAUAAGUAGCUCAUUACUUCUGCUAAUUGUACUGUGAAAGACAAAGUGCUGUGCUGCUUUAGUGUGUCGUUCCCAGAGUGGGGUUCAGGUGCCCCUGCUUAUUCAGACUCACCGGGCACCGAGUUGAUGUGGCUUUAAGAAAGGAUGCAGAAGAGGAAACAGCCGUAUUUAGCAGACGACACCACGGAGGACUUGUCUGCUACACAGGGUACAUUCUCACCAUGAGGGGUGAGAAGCCAGCCUGAGGGGGAGAUGACAACAGCCCAAGGCAGCUGCAGGGUCUGGGGUCUCUGACAGGCCCCAGGCCUGACACCCAUUUCAGGAGCUGCAGGCACAAAUGGUAGGUGGGUGCAGGGCGCCCAGGGACAUCCUCUGGACACUGAUCGGCACAGAGCCUCCCUGAGACCCUUAUUUAUCUCCUUAAGGAUCUACUCCUUUAGUUAACACUGUAAGAAUUUUGAGAAAUCUCGCUGAGGCCAGAGGACAAGAUGUACAGUUCACAGCUAUUGACCCCUUCCAUGUCCAUGAAUAGUUGGUGAAGAUUCAGUAGGUUAAAUGUCCGUCCUGUUUCACACCAUUGUGGUUUCUCAAAAACUGUAUUUGUUUUUAAAUAGAUAGUAAACAUGGUACCGAAGUCAACAAUACAGAAAGGGGUACAAUGAAAAGUAUGUCUUCUGACCCUGUACUGUUAUGUCACCCAAUUUUCCAGUUUCCCACUGUUACCAAUUUCUUAUGAUUCUUCCAAUGAUAUUCCAUAUGUUUAUGAAUAUUGGUGUGUGCUUUUAAAAUAAAAUUCUUUCAAAAUUAUAAAAGUA